Molecule: messenger RNA, 3719 nt
Organism: Oxyura jamaicensis (ruddy duck)
Lineage: Eukaryota; Metazoa; Chordata; Aves; Anseriformes; Anatidae
Gene: ENTREP2
Product: family with sequence similarity 189 member A1
Exons: 13
Coding region: 30-2270 (746 amino acids)
Cellular component (GO): membrane
Source: RefSeq, a predicted model, not a curated record
CGGCCUCGCCGUGAGGGGGCCCCCGGAGGAUGCCGCUGGGCGGAGGCGGCGGGGGGCCGGCGGCGGCGGGGCCCCCCGGCGGGUCGCGCUCGCUGAGCCCCGCCGCGCUGUCCCGCAGCCUGUCCCGCCUGCGGCAGCACCGCGCCCGCUCGCGGGCCAUGCUGGCCCUGGGGGUCACGCAGAUGGCGCUCGGCUGCCUCAUCGUGGCCGUCAGCUUCGCCGCCCUGGCGCUCACCACCUCGGCCCGCGUCCGCCACUCCUGCCCCUUCUGGGCCGGCUUCUCGGUGCUGUUGUCAGGACUGAUUGGUGUUGUUUCAUGGAAGAGGCCCCUUUCACUUGUGAUAACCUUUUUCAUGCUGCUGUCUGCAGUGUGUGUAAUGCUGAACUUGGCUGGUUCCAUUCUCUCGUGUCAGAAUGCUCAGCUGGUAAAGUCCCUGGAAGGAUGUCAGCUGAUUAAAUUUGACAGUGAUGGCGUCUGUGUUUGCUGUGAAAUGCAGCAUCAAACAUCAGGUUGUAGUAACCUUGGAGAAACACUGAAACUGAACCCUCUACAGGAAUGUAAUGUUGUGAGGUUGACCCUAAAGGAUCUGUUGUUCAGUGUAUGCGCUCUCAAUAUCAUCUCCACCAUUGUCUGUGCUUUGGCAACAGCGAUGUGUUGCAUGCAGAUGGUUUCUUCUGAUCUUCUGCAAAUGGAUGAUAUCACACAGUUUCUGCCACAGCGGCCACAUUCUGCCAAUCCGGACUGCAUGACUCCGCACGGGACUGUCCUGCAUCAAACCUUGGAUUUCGAUGAAUUCAUACCACCAAUACCACCUCCACCCUACUACCCACCGGAGUACACCUGCACACCUGUGGUAGAGGCACAGAGUAGAGGACUCCAUUUGGACUUUCCGCAUUCCCCAUUCAGUGCUUUGUAUGAAGUCACCAUUAACAGCCCAGGAAUAUUGUAUCCAACUGAGCUGCCCCCUCCUUAUGAGGCAGUCAUUGGAGAGACGCCUGCCAGUCAGGUCACUGGUACUGAUCAGCAAGUAUCUGAAUCAAGCUUGGGUGAGAGGAACAUGACCCCGGGCUUCAGCACACAAGCUUCUGGUGAGAGCACCUCAUUGAUGGUCUCUGAGGCUGCUGAUGUCCCAGACCACAGCUGCUCCUCCGAAGAUCUUUGUUCACUAGAAGUUCAGGGCUCUCUCCGUUCAGCAGAUUUUUCUCCCUGCUGUGCAAGCCGCAAAGGAGCUACAGGCCAGAGCUGCAGCAGUCUGGAUUACAGCAUCCGCUGCAGGUUCCACAGAACUUGCUCAGAGGGUUUUCCUGAUGAGGAUGACAGUUUGCACAGCAGAACAUCUAUGGACAAGUCACAAGGACAGGAAAAUGAGGACUGUGCCCACGGCAGAUCCUCAGACUGUUCCUCAGAGAAUUUCAGCCCCUCAGAAAGAGAAUUGCAGAGUUCUGCUCAAGAAAGCGAUGUCAUGUCACAUUUGAAAGAAAAGAAGAUCUGCUGUAUGGUCUCUAGCCAGCCUGCUGUCCCUUCCCAGACUGCUCCCUGUUUUGGACCUCCAAAUACUGCAUCAUAUGCAAGUAGCCCUGAGAGUACUGUCCAGCAGCAGCAUGUGACAAAAUACCGAAUUUCAAAUAUAGUCCGAUCAUCGAGUGAUCCUGUAUCGUGUUCGUCUUAUGCAGAAGGUGAUCAUUGUACCUGGACUACUCCUACAUGUAGACAGCAUCAAGAUGCAGGAUUAUCUCCAGCAACAUCAGAAACAGUUCCUGUUUCUGAUUCUCGUAUGGCUGCCUCUGCUUGUCAGCAUUCUUUGAGCUGUUUCCCACCAACUGGAAAACAGAGGGAUACAAGGAAAAUUGAUUUCCACUUAAAGCCAAAGGCUUUGCGAACAGCCUCAAAAGAGCGACCACGCUCUUUAGUGGACCUUAAGGCAUAUAAAGACACAAAAAUUUUAGUUGCCAAAUUUUUGGAACAUUCAAACUGUAAUCUCCCUCCAGAAGUACGUCACGUAGUGAACAGUAUACGAUCAGUAAUAAAAUCUGAUGAAAGACACAUGGAAGAAGCCAUCUUCAGUGCCAAUAUUAUAGACCAGGUUAUAACAAGUUCCCAGCAGAGUGCGAAUACCUCCAGAAAGCGGCUCCAAGAAGAUCUUCAUCUUCAGAGCUGUGGUGCUCUGAGCUCUCCAGUUGCCUUCUUACACAGGUCCCAUAUCACUCGCAGGUUAGAGCGGGACAGGCCUCACAGUUUAAUUGGAGUUUGCCGGGAGACCAUCCUUUGAUAAUAUUCACAGGUAUGUGAUACCAGCAGAGAGAAUUAAGGAAGAAACCAGGACUGGGAGAAAUACAAGUAGUGGAUGGCUUAAAAAGGAAAAAGUGUCUUUCUUUGGAAUUCCACUUUUUUCCAAGAGCAGGAAGAGAACACCUCAUUUUCUGAAUGUAAAUUUCAGCCCUGCAUUUUGAAAAAUUUUAACUGAUUUAUUAGUAAACUCGUAACAAAUGUUUUCUCAACCAGAAAUGCAUAUAUUCCACUGUACUUAGAGAAAUGCUGUUGAUGAUGUCUAGCAUUUCUUGAAAAUCAUUGCAAAACCACCACAGACUGACUGUACAACUUAAAAGUUGUAUUUAUUUAAUGUACCUCAAAGUGUUUUAACUAUGAUCAGUGUUUUAAUAAAAAGUAUUUCUGGACUUUGGUUUUUCAACAACUGAUUUGGAUAGAAAUGUAAAGGUGACUCAUAUGCACAUACAGUGCUGCUUCUAAUUCAUUUUUCCAGUGUCUUUCAUGCCAGGCUAACUGAUCUGUUGUAUUUAAAUUCUUAUUAUUCCUCCCUCUCCCUGCCCAUCCCACCCUACCCUCAAGAUGUUGCCUUUUUCAAUUACACUAAAGGUUGCAGUGUGAAUUGUUUUUACUUUGUUCUGAAUGCUCCAGAGUUUAUUAGGUGGAGUAGUAUGUGCUAUUGAAAACUGAUGUUUUGAGUACUCUGUGAAUUAUGUCCAGAAGGUGCAUUAGGGAAGAAGUCUCUGAAAUUCUGCAUUUCCGAAAAGAAGAUUUUAUAAACUUACAAAUGCCAAGUGACAGGAAACCAGGUGAAUUUUUAUUUAGCAGAGCCAUAAACUUUUUUUUUUUUUUUUUUUUUUUGAAAAAACUGUUAUUCCAAUUAGUAGUUUGGAUAAUCGUAUUACUAAAACAUUUCCUUGUGGCUCUGCUGCAUUUUUGAUUAAUUUAAAUUUAUCUUAAAAAAAAAAAAAAGUAUUCUUGAUGCUAAUUUGAUUACCAGCAUAAGCACAGGCCUACCAGCUAUGUCUUCUAGUGCAAGCUUCAUCUUGGCUCUCUCAGAGGAAAUUGGAAAAGGCCUUAAAGAAAAGGUUCUCCUAAAGAACCUACCACAUGUUGACGUUUCAGGGUUUAUUUAUUUAUUUAUUUAUUUUGCAGCAGUGCUUGUCAGUAGCGUUUCAGUUUCCAUUGGAGGUUUAAUCAUAUACUGGUUUCAGUUGUGUCAUUCUGAGCUGAGCAGACAUCCUGUGAAAAGGUCACAAAUGAAUGUAGCUGAAGAUGGGUAGCUUAAGUUUUACAGAAUAAUCCAUUUUAAUGUAUUUUAAGUAUAGCAUGAUUCUGUACUGAUGUGAAGUUACAGUGACAUCCAGUGGCAACCAGGUAUGCUAUUUGAAAACAUCUACUCUGAAGAUGGUAAUACUGAUAUAUGAUGUUAGUUCAAGAGAUGAACUGCCUU